This is a messenger RNA of Angiostrongylus costaricensis, 252 nucleotides long. Lineage: Eukaryota; Metazoa; Nematoda; Chromadorea; Rhabditida; Metastrongylidae. The record is from the annotation of a GenBank genome assembly.
UUGCGCACAGUAACAGUAAACUGUGACAAGUAUUCCGACACCUGUAGUGUCUGGUUACCCGGAUUGGAAAACACCUUCUUAAACUUGUGGGUAUGUCUUAAAAAAGCCAGCAAUAUAUACCCUAGCAAAAAUGAAUUCGAUGGUGAUCGUAUUAAGCUUGUCACAGUAGGACAACCGAGGACGGAUGAUGUCGAAUUCGCUAAAGCGCAUGGAAAACAGGUACGACAUAAGAUUCAACAACGCUUUGCUUGA